This is a messenger RNA of Sorghum bicolor (sorghum), 657 nucleotides long. RefSeq names its product LOB domain-containing protein 2. Bases 1 to 657 code for a protein of 218 amino acids. The record is from RefSeq and is a predicted model, not a curated record. Lineage: Eukaryota; Viridiplantae; Streptophyta; Magnoliopsida; Poales; Poaceae. The transcript has a single exon.
AUGACCGGCGGCGGCAACGGUGGCCGCGGCGCGUGCGCGGUGUGCAAGCACCAGCGGCGCAAGUGCGAGCCCAACUGCGAGCUUGCCACCUACUUCCCGGCGCACCGGAUGAACGACUUCCGCGCGCUGCACCUCGUCUUCGGUGUGGCCAACCUCACCAAGCUCAUCAAGGCCAACGCCAGCGACGCCGCCCGCCGCCGCGCCGCUGAGACGCUCACCUGGGAGGCCCGGUGGCGGGAGCGCGACCCCUCGGACGGGUGCUACCGCGAGGUCUCCUGCCUGCGCCGCGACAACGCCGUGCUGCGCGCCGAGAACGCCGCGCUGCGGAGGCAGCUGGCCGAGCAGCAGCAGCUGCUGCUCUGCUGGUCGAAUGCCUGCAGCAAUACUGGCGGCGCGCUCCUGCACAGCGCCAGUGCCAACAACGGCACGCCGCCGUGUGGGGGCGAUGGACUGCUAACGGCGGCGAGACCUCAUCAUGCACCGGCAGCUCCGGCGGCAAUGCACACCACGUUGGCCUACCGUGGCAUGCCGGUGUGCACUAUGACGACGGCCAACGGCGGCGGCAGGAGGCCGGCAUCGGAUGCAGCCGCCAUCGCAAUUAGAGGAGGUGGUGGUCAGGUCGACGCUUCUAGGGAUAACAAAAGCAGCGCCAGGUGA